Molecule: messenger RNA, 7504 nt
Organism: Carcharodon carcharias (great white shark)
Lineage: Eukaryota; Metazoa; Chordata; Chondrichthyes; Lamniformes; Lamnidae
Product: trihelix transcription factor GT-3a-like
Exons: 3
Coding region: 54-953 (299 amino acids)
Source: RefSeq, a predicted model, not a curated record
ACGUCAACGUCUACCCAUGGUUCUCAGAGGGGGCAAAUUUGAAGGGGCCUUUCAUGCGCCGGGAGCUUGGUUUUCCAAUGAUGUCAGAGGUGAGGUCUGAACGCGGUGCCCUGUGGUCUGAUGCCGAGACCCUGGCGCUGAUCGCCGUCUGGAGCGAGGAGAAUGUGCAGACGGCGCUGGACGAGCAACUCAGGAACAGCCACGUUUUUAAAUUCAUCUCCUCGCAGCUGCUGGACCAGGGUUACAUCCGCACCCCGGAGCAGUGCCGCAUCCGUAUCAAGGGGCUGAAGAGGAAAUACACCCUGGCUAAGGACAGCAUCAAGAGGGGCUGUAGCGCCAGUGGGAGGAAGAUCUGCCGCUUCUACGAGCAGCUUGAUGUGGUGCUCGGUUCUCGGGUCGCCAAUGAGCGGCCCGUACUUAUGGACGCAAUCGCGACAACGGGUGAGUCGCAGGAUAUCAAAGAGGAGCAGAGCAGUCCGCACUCCGAUAUCAGUCAAAGGGUUGAAUGCCGGAAUGGCCAUUGUUCUUCCGAGGAGCCCGAUCACUUGUUGGGGGAGACCAGCAACCGGCAGUUUGAACCUCAACCCUCUACCAGUGCUUUCUGUACUCCCCGUGUGCGACGUGCCCAUUCAUCUGUGCCACUUAAUCCUCAGCCCAAGAAAGCAAAGAAACACUCACUGGAGGACAUAAUGGAUGGUAUGAUGGAGAAGUUCAUUCGCUAUAGUGAAGCUGCUGAUGAAAAAUUUCUUCGUUACAUGGAGGCAUCAGAAGAACGGUUCGCUCGUCUUGAGCAACUCCGUAUGGAAAUGGAGGAAAGGAUGAGACAAAGUGAUAGAGAACAUGAAGCUCGUGUUUUAUUCAUGUUGGGACAGAUGAUGGGCCAUAAUAUGACUGACUUUCCCUCCACCUCGUCAACUGCUGAGGGUGAAAUAACUGAAAGGAAAGUAUUUUAGGUCACGGUUAAAUUCACUGCCAACUUAUUCACUUAAAAAUGAAGUUGUAUCUUUGUAGCGCAUUUUUAUUUUAUAUACAGUAUGUUUUCUGAUGUCACUGCGUACAGGUUCAUAACCAAAAUAUUUUUUAAUUGUUGAUAAGCUUGCAUGUUGAGUGGUAAACAAUGUUGUUUGGAAAAACUAUUUAGAGCAAUAGCUCAACAGUAAACCAGCCAUCUCCUUGUUGACUAAUUUCUGGGGUGGGAGUACUGCAGGGGAGUGGUUUUAGUGCAAAAAUUGAGUUCACUUUUAAAUUAACAUGAAGUCAGGAGGAAAUAUUUGUAGCAAUGCUAAUAUAAGACUUCAAAAAUAAGGUAACUAUAAAAUCAAUCACUGAUGUUCUUUCAUAUAACCCGAAGUAAGAGAUAAGACUGUGGAGAUCAAAUGACCCAAUGUGAUACUGGAAAUGUUGCAUUAAGUCCACUGCCCUGCCUUUGUUAUUUUCUUUUAUUUCACAGCACUAUUAGAAGUGGUUUGCUGCAGCAUAGCCAGUCAUUCAUUCUAUUGUUUCCCUCACAGCAGUUGUUAUAAGUAUGCAAUGCACUUAGCAGUCCUUCAAAAAAUGGAAAUGUUACAACACUAUGUAAAAGAGCAGUGUUCCAUAUUGAGUAAUAUAGCAUAUGGUACAGUAUUUUGUUUAACUGAAUCGUAACACCAUGAAUUGUGAAUGAGUGAAUGUGUUUUUUUGAUUAAAUGUGUAUGUUAUCUGUUUUUUGUUUUUUGGUAUUUCAGUUUUAGCAAAUGGACUCAACAUGGCCUUAAUGGGACCUUUCCCUUUGCUAAGUUAAAUGGCAUCUGCUCAAACCAGAAUGUUCACAAAUCGCCAUUACCUUAACAGAGGAUCCAGCCUUCUGUUACCUACAGAGCAAUAGCUAUUUGUUUCUAUUUUUAAGAAAUGGAAUUCUUAACAUUUUUAAAUAUCACUUUUACAGAGCCACCUUACUUUGGUUUUUAAUUUUUAGAUGAUGUCAGAAGUUCUGAAUAAUUAGUUUGAAUUAAUGCUGUAAUAGCCACAGAUAAGGAUGUGCAUUUGAUUUGAGAUGCACAUGUUUCAACAUUGGCCAUUGUGAAAUUAAAUGGAGCUAAUGUUGCUUUAAAAAGGAAUUAAUAACUCCCAGGGACUUGUAAUGAAAGAUUUAAUUUUUUUACCCAAAAAACAAUAGUACAACUGUAUAUAAAUGCGUUUCUUGACAAGAUAGGAGUCUUGUCAACUGUUGUCAAAAGGAGUUACAGCUGAGCUGUUCUGUCCCAGUUGAGAUAAUCUUGACAAGAAACCUGAAAGCCUUAAACAUAAUUGGUAGAUAGUGAUUUCUCUCACAGACAUCAUUUGUAAAUUAAUCUUAGCAUUGGGUUGUGAAUGAGAGGUGCUAGUUAAUGAACUGUAUUUUCAUAUAAUAUACUUAUCAUAAAUAUUACUAGUUUAAGGUGCUGAAUGCAAUUAAACUGAAAAAUGUUAUGUUAACUGGUUACUGGGGUAGGACAAUGUUUGUGUUCGAUUACUAAUCCCUCCUGACAAAAGUAUGCUUUGUAGUAUGCUUGGAAGACACAAUUGUUAAAAGAUGCUUAAUACUGGUGGUUACAAAUAACUUAUGUGCAGAAGCAUGUGCAUAUUUUAAUACCAAGUUUAUGAUUAUAGAUUAUUUUAGCUUGUUUACUUAGUUACUGUAAUUUCAUGCCAAUAAGUUUCAGUCUGUAUACUUAAUUCAUAUCCUUCCCUUUUAUAGAUGCUUUCUACCCACAGGCACUCUUGUUAGAUCACAGAAAGCAUUAACCAAAGAGAAGUGUUAUGAUCUCCGUAGAGACCAUUAACUUUUAAAAAUAAAUUUGAACUUCCAGCUAAUAGCUGAAAAGAUGACAAUACGCAAUUUCACACGUUAAGUCAUUUACUGUAGCAAACAGACUAAAAGCACUCUUAACUAAUUGCUUCCUUUUGUAGACAACUUAAACUUUAAACAACAGACUUUAAAUACAACCAGAAAACACGCCUCACAGAUAUACUUUACAUUGUACUUUAAGUAGAUAUUCAAUUGUCCCGAAACCAGUGAUUCUUUGCUCCCUUGGGUUUACUUCUGUUUUUGUCCUUUCUCAACCUGGGAGCUUCUAACCUCAGAACUGUCUUUGAACGUGAGGCUUUCCCCCGGAGAUUCUUUCUCUAUCUAAGUUAGGCAAAUCUUCCAGUCUUGUUUUAACUCCUCAUGAAUUUGGUCUUUCCAAUCAGAGCACCACCUCCCAUCUGCAUUCCUAUGUGGUGAAACACAGUGUCUUGCCACCUAUAUCUGCUCUCCUUCUCCCUGAAAAGACUAGCCCUGUUUGUGAGUUUUCAAGUAUAUCUUAGGCCCUUUCCCUCUCAAAGCCCAUCUCAAUGGCAAUGUGAAUCACAUGGGCCAUGUAUCCAGCUAGAAAUGCCGAUGAGCUCUUUGUGAGACUCUCAUCUCUGUUUAAUCUUGGAGGUAAAUGCACAGUUUAAAUCACAACUGAUUACAACCUGAGGUUCUCAACACAUUUCUGAGACCUUGAAGACACAUAGUCUAGCCAAUGUCAGCACACCGGCUCCUGCCAUUGUCUCCAAGUGUAAACGCCUUGAACCUUCUUCCCAAUAAAACAAUCUGGGCCCCCUUUAAUCUCUAACAAUCAAACCACCCAGGCUUGCUGUCAGGCAGACUUCAGAACAUAUUACAUGACCACCUUCAUUUUACCUUUAAUUAAAGACAGUCCCAAAAUUUAGCAGUUUUAUAAACCUCAUAAUUGUAAAGCCAUUUUUGUUUACUACCUUUAACCAUACAAAUAGAAGAUUAGUUUUUUCCAUUUUGAAGAAUUUUUAUUUUUUGUGGAAAAUUGCAGCGACAAUUUUGUCCAUGUAGGGUGAAAAUAGGAACAGAUGAAAAAUAGAACAGAUUCAGAUGUCUAAAUUAUAAAUAUAACACAAUUAUCAUUUAAGAAAAAGAACAAGUCCUUGUGGAUGUAUUGAGUGCAAAAUUCAUUUGAACUUAGAACAACUGAAAUGAAUGAUCUAUCCCACAAACUGUGAAUAGAUCCACGGUGGGAGAGGAAUCCUUUCUCUUUCACUUUGAAGUAUUUUUACAAUUUUGUACAGUAGAAUAGAUUGUUACUGAAGUAAAAUAAAAGCUUAAUGUUGAAAUUUGGUUUCACAGUGUGAUCCAUUUUCAGAACGUAGAGAUCAUGCAAAGAGUCAACCAAGAGAGAGAAAUAACAGGAAAGGAAAAAAAGAAAGUUGUUCCUAGUAUGUGAGCUUUAUCAUGGUAAAGUAAAAGGUGUGCAGUGCCGAGUGUUUUUGAGAUAUAAUUAGCAAAAUGUUUUCUUGUUUCUUUGAGACUUUUGUUUCUUCACUUGCAUAAUCCCAUAGAUCUAUUUUUUUAUGUCUUAACUGCAUUCACUCUAUUGUACAGAAAAUAUUAAGACUGGGAAGUGGCCUGAUUUCAGGCCCCUACUAGUUUUGUUGAGUGGUUCUCAUGAAAUUAGUGUGGGUUGACUCCACCUUCUAGGAAGCUUGCCUGAGAUGGUUAUCUUUCUAUCAGGCAAUUAUAAAAAAAACAAUCUCUUAAGUACUGUGUGCUAAAGGCCUGAGGUAAAGGUAAGAUGCUCCGAACAAGCUAUACACUUCUUUCAUUUUCUUUCUUCCCUUUUGUUCUAUUGUUCCUUUCCUAUUGUUUAUCUUCUCCAAUACACAUUAACUCCUGACAACAGAAAUUCAGAAUUCAACAGAGAUAACAAGACAAAACUAAAAAUACCUGGAAAAACUCAGCAGGUCUGACAGCAUCUGCGGAGAGGAACACAGUUAACGUUUCAAGUCCGUAUGACUCUCUGUUGAAGACUCUCUGUCAGACCUGCUGAGUUUUUCCAGGUAUUUUUAUUUUUAUUUUUGUUUUGGAUUUCCAGCAUCCACAGUUUUUUGCUUUUAUCUUCGAGAUAACAAAAGUUGUGGUAAAUGCUGUUGGACUGGCGAAUAUGCCCAGCUGGAGCUGCACACAAAAUUAGUUUCUAUUUAAAUUUGAGCAUUGAAGUUGACUCCAAUGAUUGGAAAUGUGAGGAGGAGGAGGAAACUCCUCAACAUUUCUGAUCAAUGUUGAGUUUCAAGUCAAUGAAGUGCACUAAUUACAAUGGAGAUGAAACAAUUUGGAAUAGAAUGUAGCACCUAUCAUUUAUUUAAAUGAUCAUAAAGCAACUUCAGAAAGUUUCCAAAUUAUGCUUUCCCCUCUGAUGCCUUUCUUAAAUUCACAAGUCCCAGUUGAUGCUUAAGUAAUUUUAUAAGUCCUAUUGUGUUGCAGUUUCAAAUUACCUUUGAAAUCUGUACAUUUCUACUUUAUUCAUUGUACCUUGCAAUAUUUGUUCUUAAUACACAUGGCUUUUUUGGAGGGAGAGGUAAAUUAUUUUAUGAACAUUAGUUCUAGUUCUGGUGUGUGCAACUAUAAUGCAGAAAUAUGUUGAAUGAGAUACUCUGGGUAUAGUGCCUUAUAGUUACUGAAUCAGUGCACUGAGCUGUAUUUCAAGAUUGUUCUGCCAAAUCUUUUAUCCCAAGCAUUGUUUAAUUCCUUUUUUAGUUUUAGAUCUUCCCCACCCCCAAAAAAUUCAACUUUCUAGCACCAUACUAAUAGGUCCAUAUUUACCAAUUCAUGGAUUUAAGCACUCUGUAAGAUGCCUAGAAAUGAAUACAUCCACUGUUAGACAUACUACUAGGUUACCAUGGCUUCUGCCUGCUGUUUACUGGGACUUUGAAGGUAGUUGAUUCUGGAGCUGAAGGAGGAGCUUUCUGCAGAAUUGAGCAAAUGAAGCCUUUAUUAUCUGACUAUUGUUUCAGCUACUGUUUAAGUCAAUUUUCCAUAUUUCUUUAUUUACAAUGAAUUGUGGCUUAAAUACGUGGUUCAUUCUCCGGCUGUUGCCGAGAAAUUUUGCAUUUAUUUAUUGAAGGAGUUGAUUGGAUAAUACCAUCAUGCAUUGAUACUUUCAUGAGAUUUUUUAACAUUAUUAAUAUUGAAUACAGGACAUCAUGUCAUCUAGAUCAGACUCAAACAUGGGUUAAAAUGGAGAAUGUCAACAAUUUUAAGUUAAAAAUUUUUCUGUAACAGCACAGGUUUCCUUCACCUUGUGAAUCUUGCUUCUCAGGUUAUGUCUUGUUUCAAGCUCUGAAACAGAUAAGCAGCAAAUGUCUCAGUGGCCUCAGAUAAUGCUGCUCUCUAAGAAUUGAAGCUGAAACAUGUCCCAAGUUACAACCCACUUCCUCCUUCCCGAUGCUUAUUUCACCUCAUUAUUCAGUAUUAUAUACAAUGACCCAGCCAAGAUCAGCAACUUGCCAUCUAAAAGAAGCCCGUAGCUAAUUGGAAAAUUGACUUUUUAAUUGCUACAAAGGGAUUAUUUAUUUGUUAACUUUUACACAACUAAUCUGUGUAAAGUAUUACACGUUUCAAAUUUGCUGUAAUUGAUAUUUUGAUUAACCGAAAUAGGAAGUAUCUUCAUUCCAUUUCCCUUGGUUUUACCAAUUUGUGUGGAAAACUCACCACUGAUUUAAAAACGUUUCCCGUUCCAACCCAAACAGGUGUCUUUUCAUUCUGUUUACAUCACUAGAUCAUAAAAGAGCUCCUUGGUAUUUUUCCAAGUAAAAUUUCCUCAUCAGAAGUUUGUAUCAUGACACCAAGCUAUUGAUUUUCAUGUUUAUUGAUGUGUGGGGACAGUCCAGUAUUCAUUGUCUUAAGAAUGUUACCUUUAGUAUCGGUACAUAGAAAAGGAUAAGUUGCUUGGAUACGUUGUUACUGAUCUUUACCAUGUAAGCCUUAUAUUAAUUAUAGUUUACUGUAAGUUGGUAAUUGUCUGCUGCUUCAAUGUCUUCAUAUAGUUAUUAGAAAAGGUUACAAUUAUAAGAAAAUGAUGUGUUUGCACCUGUGUAUGGCUGUUAGAUCAGUUAUUCAAGACGUCACUCAAAUGUGGGCACUCAUGCUGCUAUUCUGUUAUCUGACUGGCUAACAUUCCAUUGAUUUUAAAAUGUAGUUGACAUUUUUUUGCAAAAUAGAUUUCAAUAUUAAUAGUAACCAUAUUGAAAAACUGCAGCUUUUAAAAUGAUUGUGUGUGUGUAUAUAUAUAUAUAUAUAUAUAUAUAGAUAUAUACACACACACACACACACAUAUAUAUACACAUACAUUUUUGUUUCUGUUAUGCCUUUUUUUUAAAAGGAAAUGUGAACAAUUUUGACACCUCUUUGUGUAAGCACUGAAAUGUUAUCAGUCCACCAUAUACUGAAAACUAUUACACCAGUAAUGUUGUCAGGAGUCUUCCACUUGGAUGAAGAUACAGUGGUACUUAUUAGCUAUAGAUCUUUCAAGUUAGUGAAAGAGCAAUAGUACCUACCUGUCACUGGUAUAUCAUCCUAGGUUUCUCCAAUAUGUUAUAAACUGGCAUGUGUUCUAAGAUUAUUCUAAUUGUGUUGUUAUUAUCAGUAUUGUUUCCCCAAAUACUGUAAAAAAUGUGACAAUAAGCAUUUGUUUCUCAAAUAAAAAAAACU